This is a messenger RNA of Alligator sinensis (Chinese alligator), 849 nucleotides long. RefSeq lists its product as uncharacterized. Lineage: Eukaryota; Metazoa; Chordata; Crocodylia; Alligatoridae. The record is from RefSeq and is a predicted model, not a curated record. The transcript has 6 exons. The coding region runs from base 1 to 849 and encodes 282 amino acids.
AUGCCUGGUGUAGCUGGCAGGAGUGUGGAGCCACCUUGCUCGGUGCUGGCCCUCAAGGGGGCUGUGCUGAAGGUGCUGCUGAGCCAGCCUGGGGGUGUUGCAGUGUGGGAUCUUGAGAGGCUGUUCUGCCAGCACCACGGCUGGCCCCUGGAGCUUCGCCAGCAUGGCUACCACUCCCUACAGCACCUGCUGGGAGACAUGGCAGACCUGGUGGUGCUGGCUGAAGAAGAGAAUGAGCUGCAGGUGCGGUGCCAACACCCCACCUGCCAUCUCACAGGAACCCCCAUGAAAACCCCCCAGGUCCAGGUGGACAAGUGGGCUGGACCAGACCCACCACAGGCAGGUCCAAGGGCCUGGAGCUCCUGCCGUAACCUGUCUACCUCCCAUCCAUGCAAACCACAGGCCAAACCUCACCGCAAACAUCGCACCAGAGGCAAAGCCAGCAUCCCACCCAACCGAACCAUCUCUCUGAGCCACCUCCCCCAAUCCCACCUACCAGUUGCAAGCCAUCAGCAGCAGCUGCCCCUGCUGUCUUCCUCCAACCAGCCCCUGAGCCUGGAGCUCUUCCAGGCCACUCCUCCAGUGCCCCCGGUACCAGUUCCCACCCUGGCUCCUGGUCCCAGCCAGCUGCCCUGCCCACAGCACCCAGCUAAGCCCCAGAGGGACCCCCCAGCAGCAUCUCAGGCCUAUAGUGCCACCUACCUCAUCUCCUUCCCACUGGAUGGUGCCACUUCGGUGAAGGACAAGCUGCAGGCUAUGCCCAGUGUGGUGGAGAUGGGCAGCAUUUCCUACAUAGCCAUGGGUGGAAUGUAUGAGGCUCUUCUGGCUGCUCUGGACCCAGGGGUUUGA